Molecule: messenger RNA, 6906 nt
Organism: Pieris brassicae (large cabbage white)
Lineage: Eukaryota; Metazoa; Arthropoda; Insecta; Lepidoptera; Pieridae
Gene: rut
Product: Ca(2+)/calmodulin-responsive adenylate cyclase
Exons: 22
Coding region: 285-5372 (1695 amino acids)
Biological process (GO): adenylate cyclase-activating G protein-coupled receptor signaling pathway; cAMP biosynthetic process; intracellular signal transduction
Cellular component (GO): plasma membrane
Molecular function (GO): adenylate cyclase activity
Source: RefSeq, a predicted model, not a curated record
GGUCCCUUGGAAUGUUGCUAUCGGUCUUCGCGAAAUAUACACAUUGUUUAUGUGACAUGCGCGCAUAAUUUAACUAAUCUAAUAAGAAUCAGAUUAAAGUGUUUGGUAUAGUGACAGUGAAGUGCAAUUUUGUAUAUUAAGCUCCUCUGAGGUUGUGUCGUGUUUGUAUUCCAUUGAAAGCGCGGUGCUCGCUCGUCCGGUGUACGGGACGUCGCCCCCAGAGUUUUACUAAGAGGAUGAAGCGUCGGACGUGCGUAGUGGGCGCGCGGGCGAGGUGAGGCAAUAUGGAUCAUGCGGUGAAGGCAAUGUCGGCGCGCGGGCCGCUGGCUCGACUGCUCGCGCGCCGACGCUUCGAGUCCGCUGAGUUGGAAGAGCUGUAUGCCCGUUACGCCUGCAAGCUGCAGCGCACCUCGGUCGGCUCCGCGUUAGCGUUGUGGGCGGCUCUUGCCGCUGCUCUGGCUGCCGUCGAUGCCACUAAAGGAUGGCGAAGAGCUCCUCAGGUGGGCGUGUUAAGUGCCCACGCUGUGCUCUGCGGCGGCCUUGCGUGGUGGUGUGGCCGUGCCGGUGGCGUGACGCCCGAGCGGCGUCUGCCUCGUGCUUGCUGGCUCGCUUUAGCCGGUGGUGGAGUAGCUCUAGCUGCUACGCUACCAGCUUGGAGCCCCGGUGCAGCUGUCGAAGGGGCUGCUCACGUGAUUUGGGCCGUAUUUGCUGCGUACGCCCUUCUACCCGUUGGCGCUCCAGUUGCAGCAGCUUUUGGCAUUCUUCUUCCCAUCGUGCACACCAUAGCAGCAGCUCUGGUCGCCUCCCGCUUCCCGUAUAAUGUUUGGCAACAGAUGGUGGGCAAUAUAGUCGUAUUUAUUUGCGUGAACGUGGUGGGAGCCUUGAUGCAUUCAUUGAUGGAAACCGCCCAGAGAAGAGCCUUCCUCGACACACGGAACUGUAUAGCUGCCCGUCUUGAUAUGGAAGAUGAGAACGAAAAGCUGGAAAGGUUGCUGUUAUCUGUACUACCACAACACGUUGCCAUGGAGAUGAAGAAUGACAUCAUUUCGCCUGUUGAAGGCCAGUUUCAUAAGAUCUACAUACAGAAGCAUGAACAAGUCAGUAUUCUUUUCGCUGACAUCGUGGGCUUCACGGUGCUUGCAUCGCAGUGCAGUGCGCAGGAGUUGGUGCGACUGCUUAACGAACUUUUUGGUCGAUUUGAUCAACUUGCCAAUGACAAUCACUGUCUUCGCAUCAAGAUUCUGGGCGACUGCUACUACUGCGUGUCCGGGCUGCCCGAACCUCGCUCUGACCAUGCACGCUGCACUGUCGAGAUGGGCUUGGACAUGAUUGAUGCUAUCGCAUCCGUGGUUGAAGCAACGGAUGUCCAGCUAAACAUGCGCGUGGGCAUCCAUACUGGGCGCGUGCUGUGCGGCGUGCUGGGCCUACGCAAGUGGCAGUAUGAUGUUUGGUCAAAUGACGUCACUCUUGCUAAUAAUAUGGAAGCUGGGGGGGAACCAGGGCGGGUGCACAUCACUCAAGCGACGCUGGAGUGCCUCGGAGGCGCGUAUGAAGUGGAGCCGGGGCACGGCGCUAGCCGCAACGCGUACUUACGGGAUCAUUCCAUACAGACCUACUUUAUUAUUCCACCUCCCAGGCGAAGAAAGAUGUGCCUGACAGCCGGGAUGGGUCUAAGUACAGGGUCCCGUAGGAAACUCUCGUUCAAAAACGUUUCAAACGUUGUAGUACAAUUAUUGCAUUCGAUAAAAUUCAAUGUCGACGUACCAUUUUCAAACAUGGCCGCUUCGCCACAGGAGCUCAAAGCUAACGCCGCUAGAAAGGUGCAAGACUUGCGUCGCGCGCUGCACGCCGAGCCGGGCUCCGCGGAGGCUCUGCGGCUGGCUGCCCUGAAGGACGACGUGAGCGCGCUGCACCGCCCCCCGCCGCCCUCGCCCCCCGCCUCCGCCCCGCACCAACACACCUUCGACGCCGUCAUGCAACACCACGCACUACGCACACAUGCAACGAAUAAAGUGACGGAGAAGUUUAAGCGGCCUUUGAAAAAGCGUCAUUCCUCUGUGUACCACCAGCCCACGAACCGCGUCAACAAGUACCUGGCGCAGGCCAUCGAUGCGCGUUCCGUGCACCGCGAAAAGGCCACACACGUGCACUUGCUGACACUUUGCUUCAAGGAACCUGAUAAAGAAGAACAGUAUCGCGCUUCAACAGAUGGUGGAUGGGCUGGUUCUUUAAGUGCUGCUUUGGGUGCUUUAGUGGCAGCUGGAGCGCUUCAAGCCGCAAUUCUACCACGGACACUGAUCCUUCUUAUACUCUUUGUAAUCGCAUUCGUGUGGUCUGCUGCUGUACUCGUUCUGACGUUGGCAGCCAGGCUAAGACUCAUACCCUGUGAUGUAUCAAGACCUUUUGCCCUUAGAAAUGCCAUUACUACGUUUACCAUUGUUUUGGGCUACGCUGUCGGACAAGCUAACGUGUUGUCAUGCCAACCGGUAAACGUGUGCGGCAACCUAACAGAGAACACUACGACCAUAGAUGGACUGAGAUCUCUGAAGGGGGAUGCGGUAUCCGCUCUAUGGAGCAGUCCGGACAUACAUCGCAUGUGCCCUAUACCACUUUACAUAACUCUCGGGUGCUGCUUGAGUAUGUUAACCGUCGCUGUGUUCUUGCGAUUACCGAUACUGAUAAAGGGGAUUUUAUUGGCGGUGAUGACGGCAGGAUAUGUCGCUGUCAUGCUUAUUUAUCAUAAAUACCUGUUCGAUUGCUACGAUCUUAUGACUGAUUCGAGCGUAGUCAGUUCGGCAUACGUGUCAAGUGCGUGGGCGGUGGCUCUGGCACUGGCUGUGCUGCUGCAUGCGAGGCAGACUGAGUGGACGGCGAGGCUCGACUUCUUGUGGCAGGUGCAGGCCAGGGAUGAGAAGCGGGACAUGGAUGCGUUACAGGCAUCAAACAGAAGAAUACUUUUUAAUCUGCUUCCUGCACACGUGGCUACACAUUUCUUGGACAAUCAGUUCAGGACAAAUAUGGACCUCUACCACCAGUCGUACCACCGGGCCGGAGUGGUCUUCGCCUCCAUCACCAACUACCACGAGUUCUACAUGGAGCUCGACGGCAACAACCAGGGAAUGGAGUGCCUGAGGCUGCUGAAUGAAAUUAUUGCCGAUUUUGAUGAGUUACUCGGCGAAGAACGAUUCAGUGCGAUUGAUAAAAUAAAAACGGUCGGUUCAACGUACAUGGCAGCCGUCGGUCUAAUACCGGACAAGAAGAUGGCCGACGACCCAAGCACAAAGAAACAUUUAGCAACUCUUGUGGAAUUUGUAUUCGCUAUGAGAGAUAAACUUAAAGAUAUUAAUGAUAAUUCUUACAACAACUUCAUGCUACGAGUUGGCAUAAACGUCGGACCAGUUGUAGCCGGUGUGAUCGGGGCGAGGAAACCUCAAUAUGACAUUUGGGGAAACACCGUGAACGUGGCGUCUCGCAUGGACUCCACGGGCUUGCCCAAUCACACUCAGGUCACGGAGGAAGUCUUUCAGGCCCUCAAAGACUUGCCUUAUCAAUUCGUAUGUCGGGGGAAAGUCAAAGUGAAGGGAAAGGGCGAAAUGACGACCUAUUUCUUGACAGACCGAGCGCCCACGAGCUCUAACAACCACCAUAUCGUCAGCAAUCCACCGCCAAAUCCUCCCACAGCCUACGGUGGCGUAGCGACUCCUCUAGCCAUGUUGCAAAACUCGGCGCGAAGAGCCGUAGCGCCCGCGUCAAGGCUUCCGCCCUUACGAGAGGCGACCACCGCCGGAGAGAAUGAGCCUCUGCUUCCAAACAACCACCAGAACGGCAACAAGGGCAGCAAAGGACGCAGAAAUAACGUGGAAGAUACCCCUCCUCCGCCCCCACCCCACGGUAUAAACGGCAAUCCGAGGUGGCCUCCCCCGAGAGCCCUGGUGCCUCCCUGGCCUAGACCCCAGGAGCCUCGACCGCCGGUCGCCCACAAGAGGAGAGCCCCACCCAGGUUACCCAGACCGAGAUCCAGCGAAAGUCUACCUUUAGCGAGAAGUCCAAGAGUGCACUCGUCUGCAGACGAACUCAGUUCGCUGACGCGCUCCCCGAGUUUGAGCUCGUCGGACGAGAGUUACUCCCGGACGACGGACGCUUCCCCCUCACCACCGCGAGCCGCCCAAUGGCAGCCACCUCGACCUCAAAAAGUCGAAAUAAACCCGAAUCCGGGAUACGAUUAUUACUCCCCCGUCAGAAAGGAGUCGUCCAACAUUAUUUACGACUUCUAUCUUAAGCAUAGGUUGAACAAAAAACCGUCUCUCGAUGACAAACUCCUCGAUGGCAGUAUAAACCUACAAAAAGAAGAGGACAAAUUGCACAGGAGCAUAUUGAAUAUGCAUCAGAUGUCCGCCAAGAGAGACGGGAGCAGCCAAACGGAUAAAAAAGAUGUCCCGCACAGAUUUACGCAAAGGACGAGUUCGUUUUCGAGUUCCGGCAGUCGACCGAAUAAUUUGAAACAUUUGAACGAUGCGAGGGAAGUCUUCACUAAACGCAGCCCUUCUGACAUUGCCUGUGUUCCGCCAUUCGAAAGGGAGAUACAGAGACUACUCGACGAUAAGAAUCUCGCGUUGAACUCACCAAAAAUCGAAAGAAAGGAUUUGAAAUUGGACCUAAGGGCCGCGAACGCGUGCGUUGAAGCAGUGCGCGCGAGCAACAACAACAGCAGUCCGCUGCACGCAGUGGGUUUGGCCGCCAUCACCCACUUGGCCAGGAACGACCCUCCCGCCCUCGCGCACCCCCCCGUGCUACCGUCUCCCCGGACGGACUUCCCGGGCGUCCUGCCCACGGAUGUAGUCGUGGACCUGCCUUCGCCGACGCAUUCCAAGCAGAGCACCAAUCCGCCUCUACCACGAAAGGAACCUGAAAUUACCAAAGAAAAGCGAGAAAAUGUGGAAAGACUACAUCACCGGGUACCCCACCAUCGAGAAUUAGGAGUCUACGGGGAGAGUCAAUCCGAGUGGAGUUCCUCUUGCUCCGAAGGAGAGGGAGAGGGAGAAUGCGGACAACCGGAGAGCACGGGCUACACCACAGACGACCCAGCUCUGGAAAACGUGUCUAUGCUCAACGAAGCCGGUCUGACGGACGCCGAGGCGGCCCUGAGCGACGUCAACUCCUGUUAUUUCGACCGGGAUGAUGACAUCUCGUCCCGGGCGUCCUCUCGUCUCUUGGACUCGGAGGCUCUGGUCUCACUGGAGUCCCUCAGCGCCAUUUACGACUCGGACGAACCAGCUCACAGGUAUUUGGCGAACAUUCGAACUGUAAGCGAAUCCAUCACCAGGAACUUCGGCCAGUCCGCUCACGUGACCGACGGCGAGAGCGACGUCUGAUGGCUCAUGUCUCGGCACGGUUCUACCCGCGUUUAAAUCGUCAAAAUGGCAGCGCGUUUAUCCGCUCGCGGGUAAGAAGCGUGACGCGCGGUUAAUCCGACUUCCAGCUCUCUUAUGAAAUACUCACUCUAGCGCUCGUCCUUCCACUGUGAUCGUGUCACUUAAGAUGUGCCUGAUUCUGUGUAUUUGUGUAAAUUGUUAAUAUGUAAAUGUACUGUAGUGCCAUGAGAUGGCGCCACGAAUCAUCUAGAACGUGAUCUCUACAAUUACAAGGUGCUCUGACUUAGUAAUAUUUGUUCGACUUGUGAUAGACCAAUCUGUCGGUGUCGAGGGCUGGCCCCUUCUCGAGAUUGACUGCUCGACUUGUAGAUAUAAGUAUUGCUGCAUUUCAUUGUGUAUUUAGCGUAAUGUUCUCUCUCGAAUAUCUGCGCUUUCUUUGACGGACGAGUCCUCUCUUAGUUCUAGUCAGAAUUUUUUCUCGUAAGUGCCAUCGGCCAUCGCAUCAAUUUGAAAUAAUCUCGUAGCCCGAUUAGGCGUUGAAUAGAUUUGAAUUUACCCAAAGUACAAUCCGAAUAUUUGUUGUAGAAUAUUCUCAAAUAUUAUAGAGGUUAGUGGAUGAUUUCGUGUCAAUUUCAUGUAUUCGAAUUUUCGUAGAUUAAGGAUAGCUUGUCUAAGGUUAUUUUUGAAAUUUAAAGUCUGUACUUAAAAUAUUGGAAAUAGUUAAAACAUAUAUUCAUCAAAUUUAACGUGGCUGAACUGACCGACCGUAGAUUAUGUGAUUAUUUCUUUCAGACUGUAUAAUUAAAAGUUGACCAUAUUUAUCCGAUUUCACGUACUAUCAGCAAAAGCUUGACACGGAAAUAAAAGCAUUGAAGAUUGUAUAACUUAAAUUCUGCCACAAUACACUCAUUGAUAAUGUCUAUAGCAAAUCUCUGCGCCGUAGAAUCGAAAAAACAAAUGAAAAUUGAAUCUACUCUGCGAUUGUUUUAUAGUUUCUGCUGAUAGUACCUAUGUGCAAUAAUAACCUAUUUGUUUCCGUGAUAUUAAUAUAACUUUGUAAAUAUCGUUAUACUGUCAAGUGCUAUAUAUAUUAAUAAGUAGGUUUAGUGAACAACUUUUUAAUUAUCAUUUGCCUUUUUAGUGGAAUUUAUUAUUGUUCGUGCCAAAUAUUGUGCUUAUUAAGUUCAUUUUUAAAUAUUUCUGUUAAGAUAAUUAAUAACGAUUUUAAACUGAGACAAUUAACUUAUAAUAGACUUGUCGUUUAAAGUUACCAUUUCCGAUAGAUAUGUAUUAUUUCAAAUGUAAUGGACAUACUUCAUCAGUGGCCCGUUUUCCAAAUCGAUAGUCAAUGUCAAUUGUCACUGUCAAUGUCGAUGCCAAAAAUACUUGACAUGGAACUGCAAUAAUCAGAUUUUGGAAUAUGGGCUCUUUAAUCAAUUUGUAAAAAUUGUUGUUUAAUCAAGUAGCUAUUUCGAUGUAAACUUUAUUUCUUAUUUAUUUGAUUAUGCAAUAUUAUAAUUCUUUAUAACUGAUU